Harmonia axyridis is the source of this 6037-nucleotide messenger RNA. Its product is annotated as transcriptional regulator ATRX homolog. Gene Ontology annotation, cellular component: nucleus. Bases 112 to 5964 code for a protein of 1950 amino acids. Gene Ontology annotation, molecular function: ATP hydrolysis activity; ATP binding; ATP-dependent chromatin remodeler activity. The transcript is spliced from 25 exons. NCBI's taxonomy places the organism in Eukaryota, Metazoa, Arthropoda, Insecta, Coleoptera, Coccinellidae. The record is from RefSeq and is a predicted model, not a curated record.
AAACUUAAAUUCAAGAUAAUAAAAAUAAAAACCUUAUCAGUCAACAGUGUCAGUGAACAUUGUAAAUAAUAUAUUUUUAGUAUUUUGUGAUGAGAACAUUGGAAUAUCAUUAUGCCAUCAAAUGAAACUAAUAAUGAAAUUAUAGAUUGGCUAGUAUUUUUAUCCUCAGAACUCAAAAGGAAAUGCGAAUCUUUAUCCCAUUCCUCAGAUGAUGAAAUGUUGAUAAAAAAAAAUCUCUCCAAAUUAUGUGAAAAAUCACAAAAUAAUUUGGAGGCAUUCAGAGAUUAUCUUCGUGUUGGCAAGAAAUUGACCUUUUCUAUCAAUCUACUGAAUAUUCUUGGAGAAGAAAGAUGUAAAGCCUUGACUAUUGAUGAUAUAGACAAAUUCGAGAAAGAACUAAGAAAUUUCAUCAAUAACUACUGGUUAGAAUCAAAUGACCCUGUGUAUAAAAAUCUUUCCGAAAUAUUCAAUAUUUUAUCGGAUAAAAGUGACACAGUUUCUGUAGACAAUUUGAGCACAACUAAAGAUAAUUUGGAUUCAAAUGGUAAUAAAAAUGUGUCCGAAAAUAUAAAUCCCCAGAAUGGAUUGUAUGUGUCUCUUGAUCAAACACUUAAUGGUGAAGCAAAUUCAAGCGAUAAAACAAACACUGGUUCACAUAACAAUAUCUCGAAACUUCCCGAUGAAAUACAAAAUUCGUCCGAAAAUCUACAUGCUCCUAAAGAAAAAGAAGAUGAUGCAAGUGACACUCAUAAUCCCGAAGUAGGACAAAAAGAAGUAAACAAUCCAAGUGAAGAACAUACAACAUCUAUAGAAAUUAAUGCUGAAAAUUCUCAGAGGGCUUCAGAGCAGCUAAACAUCGAGAAUGAUGGUCAUUUCAAAGAAAAAUCUGUUUCAGAAAACACUCAAGAAAUUUUUCAAGAAGACCAAUCUGAUAAACAGAGUAAAAAUAAUGCAGAUGAAGAUCACUCAAAUUCUGCUCAUACUCAAGAAGAAAAAACUUCAAGUGAACAGGUCAGCACUCAAGGAGAAAAAACUCCAAGUGAACAGGUCAGUACUCAAGGGGAAAAAAUUCCAAGUGAGCAGGUCAGCACUCAAGGAGAAAAAACUCCAGGUGACCAGGUCAGUACUGGAGAGAAAAUUACAAUUGAACAGGUCAGCACUCAAGGAGAAAGAACUCCAAGUGAACAGGUCUGCACUCAAGGAGAAAAAACUCUAAGUGAACAGGUUGGCACUCAAGGAGACAAAACUCCAAGUGAACAGGUCGGCACUCCAGAAGAAAAAACUCCAAGUGAACAGGUCAGUACCCAAGGAGAAAAAAUUCUAAGUGAACAAGUCAGCACUGAAGGAGAAAAAACUCCAAGUGAACAGGUUGCCACUCAAGGAGAAAAAACUCCAAGUGAACAGGUCAGUACCCAAGGAGAAAAAAUUUUAAGUGAACAAGCCAGCACUGAAAGUGAAAAAACUCCAAGUGAACAGGUCGGUACCCAAAUGGAAAAAAUUCCAAGUGAGCAAGUAAGCACUGAAGGAGAACAAAAUCCAAGUGAACAGGUCGGCACUCAAGGAGAAAAAACUUCAAGUGAACAGGUCAGUACCCAAGGUGAAAAAAUUCCAAGUGAACAAGUCAGCACUGAAGGAGAAAAUACUCCAAGUGAACAGGUCAGCACUCAAGAAUCUGUCAUGGGACCAGGAAUCCAAGAACAUUCAAUAAUUUCCAAUGAUAACAGCAAUAUGGCGAAAGGCGAGUUUUUAUCAUUUCUAGGGUUAAACAAAAUUUCCAACUAUGAAAGCUUUCGCAAUAUGAGGGAUGAGCUUCUGAUGAUGAUUUCCGAAGAGGACUGCCAAAACGACAAUACCCAUUCAGAAAAGUUAUUGGAAGAAAGCGAUGAUUCCAAAGAGGACAGUAUAAUGGACGAAGAUAGUUAUGACCCUACCGCUGUGUCUGCAGCUCUAAAGGAACUGGAUGAAGACUCCUUCUUUGAGACUUCUUCAGAAUCUGAGGUAGAUUUAUCGGCCUCUGAAUGGGAAACAUUUCUUUCUGAUGGGGACUCUGGCGUUAACAGGAAGGAAAAACCCAUGUCGAAUGAACCUAAUACUUCCAUUUCUGCUUUUGUGCCAAAAAAAUGUAACGUAAAUCUAGUGAGAGAUAAUUUAGAAAAGAUCCAAAAAGAAUUGAACGGUUCUGAAGUAUCCAGACGGAGUUCUAUAGAAGAUCUAGAUGAUAAAAACGGUAGUAUUGGAUUUGAACUAAAGGAUUGUUCAGUGAGGUUAGAACCCUUAAAUGCAAGCAAAGAAAAUUCUGAACUAGGUACCGAAGAUCCAGCUAAUGAAGAUGCUAUAAUUGACAGAUUAUGUCGGUUCCCCAACUUUGAAAAUAAUAAUAAGAGGAAAAGAGAUGAAGAAAAAGAACAUAAACGGAAAAUAAAAAGGAAAAGAAGACGCUCCAUGGAACUACCUGGUUCAGAAACAACCGAUCUAUCCGAUUACGACUCUGUAUCUGAAGAUGAUAUAAAAAAGGAGGUAGUAUUACAGUAUGAGAACGACUUACCCCUCGAUCCCAAUGCCUUACUUAUGGAGAUAGUGUGCCAUACAAUUCAUGACAGCGACAGUGAUUCUUCGACUAUUGUAUCGAGCGAAGACGAAAACGAAGAAAAUCAACAAAGGAAAAAAGUCGACAACAAAACGGUUCCACAAAGAGAAGAAAGUGAAACAGAAAAAACAAAACAAAACCCUUUGAUAGAUGAUCCGCUUCUCCGAUGUAAUUUAAAUUUACCCUUGGAUAAAAAACAAGGAAACACAAAUAGAGCUAAGAGGAGGCGGAUUAGUUUAGAACAAUUAACAGAGACAAGUAAAAGAUUGAAGAGUAAACUCAGAAGCAAAUACUUAGAUCCAGAUUGCAGUGAUUCAUAUUCGUCGGAUGAUUUUGAAGACAGAGUAAAAGAAAAAAAAGAUAACAAAGAUCAAUCGAAAGAAGACUGCGAUAUAGAAUUCGUCAGUUGUACUAUGAAUAAGGAUAUAAUUAAUAUAGAUUCUGAUGAUGAAGAAGAAGACAAACAAACUACAAGCCGAAAAAAAAUUUUACCUGUGCUAUCUACCAGAGAACUAACAGAAAGGACUCGAAAAGCAGCAGAGGAAGAAAAAGAAAGAGUUGCCAGACUUGAAGAACAGAAACAUUUGAGAAGUUCCCAAGAAUCGGAAGCCUCACAAGUGGAUUCAAUCAUUCUGGAUUCAUCUCCGGAUGGUUCUAAAGUUGUUGUCGAUCCCAAUUUGUCGAAAAAGCUUUUUUCGCAUCAAAUAGAAGGCAUUAAGUUUAUGUGGGAUGCCUGUUACCUGAGUAUAGGCAGUAUGGAUACCUUUGAUGGAACUGGUUGCAUAUUGGCUCAUAAUAUGGGUCUAGGAAAAACUUUGCAGGUCGUUGCUUUAGUACAUACUUUGUUCAAUCAUCCUGCCACAAAUACCCAACACGUACUUAUAGUAUGCCCUCUGUCAACUGUUCCUGGAUGGAAAAGAGAAUUCUUGAAUGCUCUCAAUAUUGUCCAAACCAAGAAAGAUAUAAAGAUAACUGCUUUAGAGAGUCAAUAUGACCCGUAUACAAAGUGUUCUCUGGUGAUAAAAUGGAGAAAAAGCAAGGGAGUCCUCAUCCUGGGUUACGAAGCUUUUACCAAAUUAACAAAGGAUAACAAGUUAUUCGAUGGCGUUUCCAUGAAAGAGGCACUGGUAGACCCAGGGCCCGACUUGGUGGUUUGUGAUGAAGGCCAUCUUUUGAAAAAUGGGAAAGCUUUGCGGACAAUGGCCCUCAUGGAUAUAAGAACGAAACGAAGAAUCGCACUGACAGGAACACCGCUGCAAAACAAUCUGAACGAAUAUUACUACAUGGUUCAGUUUGUAAAACCAAAUCUACUAGGAAAUAAGCUUGAAUUCAAGAGGCAGUUCGUUAAUCCUAUAAUGAACGGACAGUACGAAGAUUCUCGAGAGCACGAUAUAACGUUGAUGAAGAAAAGGACACAUGUCUUGAAUAGGCUCUUGAAGAAUACAAUACAGAGGUACGAAGCGACAGAAUUACAUAAACACCUGGAGGCUAUGAAGGAUUAUGUCCUAUUUAUCCAACUUCAUCCAGUACAGGAGAAACUUUAUAGGAAGUAUAUUGAAGCAAUAAAAAAGAAGGAUAUGGAAGACGGUUUAAAAACAUACAGCAGCACAUUCUUUGUCCAUUAUCAGUUAUUGAAAUAUAUCUGUUCCCAUCCCCAAUUACUUCAAACAAUGGAAAGCCAGAAAGGUAACGAGCAUAAAGAAGUCAUCAGCCAAGAACCAGAAGUUCACGAAGCAGAAGGGCUGCCUCGAGAAUGGUGGAAAGAUGAUUGUCCGAAUGAGAUCGUAACUAAUUUAGAAUUCGGAACUAAACUCCAAGUUAUGAUGGGUAUCAUCGAAGAAGCUGAGAAAAUUGGGGAAAAAGUCCUGAUUUUCACCAGCAGUUUGGUGGAAUUGAGCAGUGUAGAAUACUUUUUGCGAUUGAAGGGUACUCCGCAAUGUUCUUGUUGGAAAGCCAAAAGAGAUUACUUCAGGAUGGAUGGCACAAUAUCACCUUCGAUUCGAACAGAAAUGUGUGAUAUGUUCAACGAUGAGAAUAACAAAACUUUAAGGGUCUUUUUGAUGUCUCACAAAGUAGGCGGUUUGGGUUUGAAUUUGGUGGCGGCCAAUAGAGUCAUACUUUUGGGUGCCAACUUCAAUCCUUGCCUAGACACGCAGAGUAUAUACAGGGCGUAUAGGUUUGGUCAAAAGAAACCGGUAUACAUAUAUAGACUGCUCUCGAUGGGCACCAUGGAGGAAAAAAUGUACCAUAGGUGCGUCACCAAGCUGGCCAUCGCGUCUAGAGUUGUGGAUAAGCGUCAAAUCGCCAGGCAUUAUAAAAAUUUAGACUUGGAGGAUCUUUAUAACAUCGAAAUAAAUCUGGCACUUCAGAGAACCACGCCGGCCAAACCAGACGACGACAUUUUGUCCUCUAUUUUGCUCAAAUUCGAUUGCGUGUACAAGUAUCAUCAGCACCAGAAACUGUUGGAAAAUCGACCCGACGAAGAAUUGAACGAAGAGGAUAAGAAGAAGGCAUGGGAGGAGUUCGUAGGGAUGAACGAAAAAGAAAAUGGAACAGUCAAGACGCCAACAGAAACCAAAAUAAAUGAAAUAAUUCGCAGUAAGUGGAAUCAGAUAAAUAUGCCUCCGGCUCUGAAGCCUAUAUCGCAGUUGACCAAUCCAGCUUGGAAGGUUAACCCAAUUUCAAAGGAGAUACCAAAAACAAUCGAUAUUUCGAAGAGCAAUCUAAUACAAACAACUUUAAUCCAAAGUGGCCUCACUCAGCCUACUGUUAGGGUGUCCACUCCGAUCAAAAGUUGUAGAGCUCCAGUUAAUAAUAAUCUUCUUCCACCAAAGAUGAUUCCAAUAAAACAGAAACUUCUAGAAGCUAGUAUCCAAUCGAAAGCCAAUUGUGUCCGUGAAAAUGUAAAAACACCUAUGAAUUCUACACCCCCAGUUGAAAACAAAAAAAAUAACCCAAACACCACUUUGAGCACGAACAAAAAGCAAAACAAUAAAGGCUUCGUACAUAAAUCUUCGGCCAUCGGUCCCAAUCCAUUUAUUAUGAAAAAAGGUAAUUUGGCUAAACAGAUAAAAAGAAACUGGAGGUGGCAUUCCUCAGAGGAUUUCCAAAGUCCAUCUUGUUCGCAAUGGACCCAUUCUAGCGGGAGUAACAAUUCAAAAGUGCCAAAGGUUCAACAAUCUAGGAAUUCUAGCGUUGACGAUGAUUGUUUUAUAGUUAUUGACGAAUCUGAAGAGAGCUCACAACCCUCAGUUGCUUCAGGUAGAGAUGAAUUUAAAACACAGCUUGAUAAGUUGCAGUACAAAGAACUGACCAUAACUCAGAGAGCACCCCAAAAAAACCAAGGGAAUCCAACUGUGAUCGACAUAACUGAUUAAUAUUCAAAUUAAAUAAGAUUGAGUGUUCAUAAGUUCACAAUUAUCAUUAGGCAAAUAAAGAUAUUAUAUAUAA